AUGGCUAGGAAAAGGCGUGAAGUCCUUUCACGAGAGUGCAAUAUCCAGACGGAAAUUUCUAAUUCAUUUUAUGAUUCAUGUGGCAUUGAUAACAUAGUGGGUGUAAUAGAUGGCACUCAUAUACCUAUUGUGAAUUGUCCUGGUGGUGAAAAUGAUUAUAUUAACAGGAAAGGAUUUCCAUCGGUACAGUUGCAGUUGGUUGUUGAUGACAAUUUAAUGAUAAUGGAUGCGUAUGUUGGAUGGCCAGGAAGCACACACGAUGCUAGAGUUUUAAGAAACUCUGCAUUCUUCAAUAAUGCAGAAACUGGAAGAGUAAUAUCUACCAGAAAAUUCAUCAUUGGGGAUGGAGCAUAUCCACUGAAGAACUGGCUAAUUACUCCAUACCGUGACAAUGGUCACUUAAGAAUCAAUCAAAGGAGAUUUAAUCGUGCCUUAUCGUCUGCUAGACAAUGUGUUGAGAGAGCUAUGCACUUUUUAAAGGGCAGAUUCAGACGUUUGCAGAAAUUGUAUUGUCAUAACAUUGAAGAUAUUUGUAAAGUAGUUCUAGCAGCUUGUGUCUUACACAAUUUAUGUAUUUUAUGUGAAGAUAAAAUUGAACAGUUCAUUGACAUGAAUCAAGCUCAGGAUGUCAACAACUAUCCCAACAUAUUUGCAAACAAUGCAGACGGCUGUACAAAUUCGGGAUACCAUAGCAAAUACUUUGUAAGAUUUGAUGAUGCAGCAUACUUUUUUGUUUAA
This is a messenger RNA of Ruditapes philippinarum (Manila clam), 738 nucleotides long. RefSeq lists its product as uncharacterized. The record is from RefSeq and is a predicted model, not a curated record. NCBI's taxonomy places the organism in Eukaryota, Metazoa, Mollusca, Bivalvia, Venerida, Veneridae.